Oikopleura dioica is the source of this 744-nucleotide messenger RNA. NCBI's taxonomy places the organism in Eukaryota, Metazoa, Chordata, Appendicularia, Copelata, Oikopleuridae. The record is from the annotation of a GenBank genome assembly.
AUGGCUUACAGCGUUUUGGAAAAUCUCCUCGCUCAGGUGAAUCGACACGCAACAAUUCUCGGAAAAUACUGGUUCGUUGCUCUGUAUACUUGUAGAAUUGUAAUUGUCUGCAGCAUUGCUUCGGCAAUUUAUUCUGACGAACAGUCAAGUUUUAAAUGCAACACACUUCAAGUGGGUUGUGAAAAUGUCUGUUUCAAUCAAAUUUCGCCCAUUUCUCAGAUUCGAUUUUGGGCGGUCCAGAUUAUUUUCACAUGUGCGCCUACAGUUAUAUUUGUUCUGUGGGCGGUCAACGCUGUUCAUUGCAUGAUGAACCUCGUCCGGGAGAUAAUCCAGGAUAGAGCCGUACAAAAUGCUCUUGAUUCACGAUCUGCGGAUGGAUCAGCCUCGGAGUUGUCGCUCAAACUUGUGGAUUACCAAAAUUAUACUCUGAAGACGAAAAUGAUCAGACAAGAAGUUCAGAAUAUUUCAGCAGAGCUUCCCUCGAUUCUUCUUAUGUACAUACUACAGCUGCUGCUGAGGAUAGCCAUGGAAUGUUUCUUUGCCUUCGUUCAAUUCAAAAUUUACGGCACCCAAAUCAAGAAUUCAUAUCUUUGCAAUCGCUCCCCAUGUCGCGUUGUAACUCAGUGUUUCAUGAGCAGACCUAAGGAGAAGACAAUUAUCAGCUGGAUUAUGUUUGGUUUGACAGUUUGGUCAAGAGUAGUUAAUUAUCACCUGUUUAUUGUCAUGGUUCUUAUGGUCACUUAA